Molecule: messenger RNA, 2071 nt
Organism: Contarinia nasturtii (swede midge)
Lineage: Eukaryota; Metazoa; Arthropoda; Insecta; Diptera; Cecidomyiidae
Exons: 7
Coding region: 123-1913 (596 amino acids)
Biological process (GO): regulation of DNA-templated transcription
Cellular component (GO): nucleus
Molecular function (GO): DNA-binding transcription factor activity; cis-regulatory region sequence-specific DNA binding
Source: RefSeq, a predicted model, not a curated record
UCGAGAACGAAUUGUGUGUUUUCAAAUUGAAUAAAACGUCUGUGUUUUCGAAGAAGAAAAAAAACGACGACGAUUUGAGACUGGAAAUAAUUGUUAAGUGAAUUUGUGACAAAAUUGAAAGCAUGAAAAAUCAAGACAGUUCUGCUGAAUUUAAUGGUCAUCAUCAUGAGGCACAAAAACGAAAGUGGCCGUACGAAGACGCAAAUUCGUAUGCCAAUUAUUUGACCAGCGAUAAAGGUGUCAUUGCUAAGAAAACGAUGACCACAUACAAUUACGAUAAUUUUCAAUCAAAUCAACAGUACAUCAUUUCAACGCCAUCGAAUGACCAAGAACAACGAAACGAUACGAAUGAUGAUGGUUCAGUGAAUUGCAAUCAACAACAACAACACCAACCAUCGACACAAAUGCUCAACACAAUGGAAAUCAGUGAAAAUAUCGAAUAUGUGAAUAUAUUAUACGAAGAUGAUUUGUUAACAAGCAUUCAAGCGCCGGUCGCCACUGAAACGAAUUACAUAAAUUUCGAACCGAAUUGGAGCAAUGCCGAUAUUUUAGAUCUAGAUCAAAGAAAUUUCUACUAUCAUGAAACCACCAACGGCAACACAACGACUACAGUUAAUCUCAAUCAUUUGAAUGGACAAUUGUCACAACAGCACAACGAACAGAAUGUAUCAUCCAUUCAUGUACAGCAUCCACAUCAUCAACUUCAUCAUCCGCAACGAAUUGUACACAGUGAAUCACAGCAUAAUCUUCAAAUGACCGAACAAUUAUCGAAUAAUCACAUACACAACAUCACCGAAUAUGAAAUCGUACAAAAUGUUUAUCCGGAACCAGACAACGGACAACACGAAACAUCCACAACCAAUUUACCGGCCAUCCACGAUGAUUCGGAAGACAAAAAUCUAUCGUGGUUAUAUAAUUACAAAUUGAAUGAAUUGCCUCAUCUUUCGCCGGAAGUGAAUCGAUCACGUACUGAAACUGGAUUACAGGUUGACAAACUAAUUCAAGAAGCCACCUCAUCUGAAUUCGAUCAAACGCCCAACUCUGAUUCGAACGUCGUCGUCGAAAAUCCCGCUAAUUUACCAAAAAAGCCACCAUUUACAUAUACCGAACUGAUUGAAUACGCUCUGGAAGACAAAGGCGAAUUAACUGUAUCAGGAAUUUACAAUUGGAUAUCAGAUCGGUUUCCAUUUUAUAAAUCAAAUGAUGACCGAUGGAAAAAUUCCGUCAGGCAUAAUUUGUCGAUUAAUCCGCAUUUUCGUAAAGGUAAUAAAGCGCCGCAAGGGGCCGGCCAUUUAUGGAUCAUAUCAACAAGAGAUUCUGAAGCAAAUUUACUGGCAUGGGAACAUAAAAAACAAAGACUGGAAUUAUUCUUCAAAAUGGAAAAAACUUUUGGACACACGGAAGAACCAAACAAUGAAGUGCCACAAACACCAUCAUCCCAAGAUGAGACUUUAGUUGCAGUUGCCAGUUUAACGUCAAUAUUGGAGAGAUCCAAAUCGCCGGGAGGAAAGGUUGACGCUCAAUACCAUAAGACAAUGCAUGCCAACGAUAGUCACAGUCGUGAAGACGAACUGAAAAAGAGCGCCGGAGAAAUACUGAAUGGUGUCAAGCGAACGGUUGAGGUGCAAGUAGUCAAUUCGAACACAUUCAAUUUCCAAGAUCAAACAAUACUCGAUUUCCCAGACUAUCUGAAUCCGGUGCCGAAAGAUCAAAUUGUACACGAGUGUGGUUUGCGUUCAUCACGCAAUAAUAACAAUGAUUUUUGCAGUGAAUAUUUUGCAUCGAGUGAUAUGGAACCAAUUGAAUUGGGCAUCAAUAUGAAUACAACGACGGAUACCGACGACGACGGUCUAUUCGGGGAUGAAUUUAAUCUAAACUAUUUCAUCACACCAGGAAGCAAUAUAAUGACUUAAAAUUCAUAACCAAUUUUUUUUUUGUUUUCGAUCAUAGAUUUUAAAUUAUUCAGGAAAUUAUUUAAUAAUACGAAAUAUUGUUCAUUGUCAGAAGUGAGUGCGUUUUAAUGUGCAUAAUUAUGUGAAAAUAUGCGCUUGUCGUCAGCGUGCAAGAUCAC